Belonocnema kinseyi is the source of this 968-nucleotide messenger RNA. Its product is annotated as ras-related protein Rab-24-like. Bases 103 to 528 code for a protein of 141 amino acids. NCBI's taxonomy places the organism in Eukaryota, Metazoa, Arthropoda, Insecta, Hymenoptera, Cynipidae. Gene Ontology annotation, molecular function: GTPase activity; GTP binding. The record is from RefSeq and is a predicted model, not a curated record. The transcript is spliced from 3 exons.
UGCCUAGAGGUAAUAUAAAUAACAAUAUAGUAUUUUUCUUACUAGACAAUUGGGGUUGCAUUUGCAGCCAAGCAAAUUGAGAUCGGAGACCGAACGUUAACUAUGGGGUUGUGGGACACUGCAGGCUGUGAAAGGUUCGAAUCAAUGGUUAAAGUAUAUUAUCGAGGUGCUAAAGCUGCAAUAGUUUGUUAUGACGUUUCUAAUCCCGAAACAUUUAAGAGAGCAAAAUUUUGGGUGAGGGAAGUGAGGGAAGUCGAGGAAAGUUGUAAAGUGUACAUAUGUGCCACAAAGAAAGACAUAUUAGACCUCGGAAGGUCAGCCGAGCCAGAUUUAGAAAUUGUUGAAAGGUAUGCGCAAGGAAUUCAAUCCAAAUUUUUCGUCACAUCGAGCAAGACUGGAACAAACGUUGCCGAAUUAUUUGAGGAGAUUGCCAAAGACUACAUCCUGAAUCCAGAAAAUGCUCAAAGUAUAGAAGACAACUUUAUUACUCUAACAGAGUCGAAAAAUUCUAAUAAGCCAUGUUGCUGAUCAUGGCGUGGCCACUCGUUUUAACAGGAAAAGUAAGGGGAGAAGUCUUAAGGAUUAUUUUUACUGUUAGUUUCUAUUUUUUAUACUAUGCGGGAAUUUAAGCAGAGAUUUUUUCGAGCGGGAAAAAACUGUAAUUAGAUAUAUUUUUGAAUUUUAAGUUCGAGUGGCCACUUUGAAAUAGGAUAAGAAAAGCAAAGUGAUGUUAUUAUAAUAUCUAAGUGUACGAGGAAUCGACUGAAUCAAGUGGAACUUGAUACAUAGCUAUUACGAUAAGGAAGUAAUACCGAGAUAAAACAUUUUGAUACAUAUAUUCCUCAAGGUACUUUUAAAUUGUUUAAUUAUAUGUAUAAAACAUUUUUUAAAUGUUAAUCGAUUUAAAUACGAAGGAAGAAAGUAUUUUACGUCAGUAUAUUUUAUUGAAUAAAAUAUCAUGAAAAUGG